This is a messenger RNA of Aspergillus niger, 1089 nucleotides long. RefSeq lists its product as uncharacterized. The transcript has 5 exons. Lineage: Eukaryota; Fungi; Ascomycota; Eurotiomycetes; Eurotiales; Aspergillaceae. The record is from RefSeq and is a predicted model, not a curated record. Bases 1 to 1089 code for a protein of 362 amino acids. Gene Ontology annotation, biological process: transcription by RNA polymerase II; transcription initiation at RNA polymerase II promoter. Gene Ontology annotation, cellular component: transcription factor TFIIA complex.
AUGUCGAACCAGCAGGUGGGCACGGUGUUCGAUCGUGUCAUCCAGGAGGUCUGUGAUGGCUCCCAGGUGGACUUCGAGGAAAGUGGUGUGGACCAGCAAACACUGUUAGAUUUGCGCAAGAGCUGGCAGAAGAAGCUCUCCUCAUUGGGUGUCGCUCACUUCCCUUGGGAUCCGCCGCCGCCGCAACCGGCUCCCCCUCAGACGCAAAAUAUCCUCCCUCCUACAGCAACUGUACCAUCAAAUGCUCCCCGGCCUGGUCCGCCCCCUCAGCCACAGCAUCAUGUUCCUCCUCCACCUCUGCAGCAACCCAUUCCUCAGUCCGCCCCCGCUACGGCACCUCCGCUCCAAGCUCCUACUCCAGUUGGGGCCGGCCCCAAUGCCAUGGGUCAACAACAACCUCACAUCAAGACCGAACCUGGCGUCAACGGUCAACCGGGGAUGAUUCCGAUGAAUAAUAUGAUGAUGCCAAACUCCUCCAACCCUCAGUCUGCUCAAGAACGGGCUGCCAAUAUGCUUCGUCAGCGUUACGGCGCAGCAGCCGCUAACUCGGUCAGUCAGCUGCAAGCACAGUCACAGGCACAAGCAGCCAUGGCCAUGCCGGGCCAGCAGCGCCCCCAACCCAUGCAGCAUGUGCCCAACGGACAGGCUCCACAGAUCAAGCAAGAACCGGGUUACCCCCCUGUGUCUCAACCCCCCGUCGGCAAUACUCAAACGGACGGUGCCGGUGAUGAUGCCUUGUCUGCAUGGAAGGCUGAGGUUGCACGGAGGCGGGAAGCUGCUGAACGCCAGGGAGGAGAAGGCGAUCGUCUCCUUCGUGAACAUCUCAGACAACGGAUGCUCCAAUUAGAAGGCGGUGGUCUGAUGGAUGAGGAUGAUGAAGAUGCUAUCAACUCGGACCUUGACGACCCUGAUGACCUUGUUGCUGAGGAUCAUGAUGCUGAAGAUGCCGUAGGCCAGGUCAUGCUUUGCACUUACGACAAGGUACAACGCGUGAAGAACAAGUGGAAGUGCACACUUAAAGAUGGUAUUUUGACCACCGGUGGCAAGGAGUACGUCUUCCACAAAGGUCAAGGAGAGUUCGAGUGGUAA